Messenger RNA from Pungitius pungitius (ninespine stickleback), 2803 nucleotides. It is a transcript of the gene chst2b, whose product is annotated as carbohydrate (N-acetylglucosamine-6-O) sulfotransferase 2b. Lineage: Eukaryota; Metazoa; Chordata; Actinopteri; Perciformes; Gasterosteidae. The record is from RefSeq and is a predicted model, not a curated record. Gene Ontology annotation, molecular function: N-acetylglucosamine 6-O-sulfotransferase activity. The transcript has a single exon. The coding region runs from base 667 to 2064 and encodes 465 amino acids. Gene Ontology annotation, cellular component: Golgi membrane; trans-Golgi network. Gene Ontology annotation, biological process: N-acetylglucosamine metabolic process; sulfur compound metabolic process; carbohydrate metabolic process.
CUGGCGCACGACGGCGCCAAUCAGCCCCCUUCCCCUCCCCUCUGUGGGCGGGUCUUUCUCCUUGCAUUGUGAUUGAGUCCAGUCUAGUUUGUAUUAGUUGGACUAGCGGAGCCGCAAGAAGAACGAGGGACGCCACACGCGGUUCCCGUGGAUACCGAGCGUGCCCCGGAUCCAUCCCGGAAGAUGCGGAUUGAUGUGAGCUCCCCCCCCCCAAAAAAAGAAAAAAGGCGCGUCAAAUCUUAGCGGCGGGAGGUGGGAGGAGGGGAGCUGCUUUUGACAAGGAUGCAUCAUCAGACGGCCAACUGCGCAGGGAUGCCUCCGCUGCACGUCUGACAAAAAGAAAAAAGGGCGUCUGUGACCGCGAUGAAGGCUCCUUCCUCUCUGUUUUGAGCACCGGGCCGCCCCACGGAACCACCGCAGCGUGCGCGCCAUCGGACACCUCGGACGCGACCCGUCUCGCCCGUGCCCACGAAUAGCGCGCGUUGCGCAGUGCAGUUAAAAAAAAAAAAAACGGGAUUUCGCGAGGAUAUAACCCGAUGAGCCGCUCUUCAAGCCCGGGUGUCGAGUCCCGGUGUAGGCUGGAUACGUCCGGCGGAGUGUGUCGGUGCGCGGUCGAUGUGAGGAGCUGCGCCCGGUGGUGAGAGCCACUCUCUCGAAGGGGCACAAAUGAGAAGCAAACAAUACCAUCAACCACUGAAGUUGACAGCGCCUUGGGAGAAAGAUGCCGGCUUUGGGAGGAAGCUUAAGACCUACAGGAACCAUACCAAGAUAAUAGCGCAGCCCGGGCUCGUGAUGAAAGUCCUCCGCAGGAAGAGGAUUGUGUUAUUCAUGGCCUAUUUCUUACUGCUGCUCUUCACUAUGCUCAACUUGGCCAAUUACAAAUGGACCAAACAGCCCCAGCAGUGUAAUCAUCAACUGAGGAGCACCACCUAUCAAAGCAGAUCGGACAUCCGCUUCUUCUACAGGCCCUCCUUGGCCAAAAAGAGGCAGCUCAUCUACGUUCUGACCACCUGGAGGUCGGGCUCGUCCUUCUUCGGGGAGCUUUUUAACCAAAACCCCGAGGUGUUCUUCCUGUAUGAGCCGAUGUGGCACAUCUGGCAGAAACUGUACCCGGGUGAUGCGGUGUCUUUACAAGGGGCGGCCAGGGACAUGCUCAGCUCCUUGUACCGCUGUGAUCUGUCUGUUUUCCAACUUUACAACAGCCCCGGGGGCAAGAACUUUACCUCCCUGGGACUCUUUGGGGCCACUCUUAACAAAGUGGUGUGCUCAUAUCCCCUCUGCUCAGCCUACAAGAAGGACGUGGUGGGGAUGGUGGAUGAUAAGUUGUGUAAAAAGUGCCCCCCUCAAAGCCUUAGACUGUUGGAGGAGGAGUGCCUCAAAUAUAGCACCAUAGUCAUUAAAGGGGUUCGCAUAUUGGACGUCAACGUGUUGGCCCCGCUCAUGGAGGACCCGUCCUUGGAUUUGAAGGUGAUACACCUGGUCAGAGACCCGCGGGCGGUGGCCAACUCCAGGAUCAAAUCGAGACACGGCCUGAUAAGGGAAAACUUACAGGUGGUCCGCAGCAGGGAUCCCAAACUUCGCCGGAUACCUUUUGUGGAUCCGGGUCACAAGGCCAACAAGAAGGACGGCGCGGACUACCACUCCAUAGGAGCCAUGGAGGUGAUCUGUGACCGCACCUCCAGGACCUUGAGGACUGCCUUGAACCCGCCCCACUGGCUGAAGGGAAAGUACAUGGCGGUGCGGUACGAGGACCUGGUCGACAGGCCGGUCAAGACCCUGCGGAACAUCUACCGCUUCGCCAACCUCACCGCCAACCGCGACAUAGAGUCCUUUGCACUCAACAUGACCAGCGGCUCCAGCUCGUCCUCGAAGCCGUUCAUCGUCUCGUCGAGGAACGCCACGCAGGCCGCCACUGCGUGGAGAACGGUCCUCAGCAUUCAACAGAUCAAGCAAGUGGAGGACUACUGUCACCACGCCAUGUCUGUCCUGGGCUACGAAAGAGUCAGGACCUCCGGGGAGGCCAAGGACUUGAGCAAAUCGCUGCUGACGUACUCCAAACUGUGAAAAAACCUACCUUUCCACCAAAGACCUUUUGAUUUGACGUUCAUUUUGCAUCGAGUGCUGUUUCCCCCCUUUUUAUUGUGGAAUUAAAGCUUUACUUUAACUCAUAGUUUGAGGAGCUCCGCUGGCCACAUUUGGAAUGUAUCGUGUUUCUCUCUGCUGUGGAAUUUGAAGGGACCACUUCUUUUAUACUGAAAUAUUGGAUGUGUUCGACAAUGUGAACAAUGACUUAAUUAGUGAAGCUGCAACAAUAGAAAAAAACCCUGUACAUUUAUGUAUCUAGUUAUGAUGACACUUCAAAGUCAAUAUUCUGAGGUUAUUUUUGAAUGUUCCAAACCUUACAAAAAAAAAAUCUUUUUUUCAGCCUCCAUACUGUCUGUAACAUUGAAAAUAGUUGACAGGAAAAAAAAGAAAGAAAAAUAACUGAUUAAAAAAUAGCUCAUUGCUAAUGUCUAUUUGUCAGAUCUGGUUUCAUUCAAAGAAAAUCAAUAAAUUGGUUUGUCGCUGUGCCAUAGGUAGAGAGGUGUGAUGACCAGGCUACAUCAGAACAGCAGUAUAAAGAAGUUGUUUUGAUUUCUGUCAUGAAAUCCCUCGUAGGAUGACGUCAUGCACUGUGGACGAUGUCAUGGCUCUGGAGCCCCUCUCUCUCUCUGUUCUACCCUUUCAAAUGUUUACAAUUGCUUGCUCGUAUGAAAACAAAUGAUCUGGGAUUAUUGCAUUGAGUAAAGUUCACAGUCAACGA